ACAUGCUGAUGUUGGUUAAACACUUCACUGUUAGAUAUUCCUGACACACCCAGGCUGUCUCUUGUCAGAUUAAAAGACAGAAAGAUGACACAGGAACAGUAUUUGACUCAACGAAACAACAUCCAGACCUCAGAAAACCAAUAUGUCUACAAAAUCGGGAUUUAUGGCUGGAGAAAGCGGUGCCUUUAUUUUUUUGUCCUCCUCUUGAUGAUCCUGCUCUUGGUGAAUCUCGCUCUAACAAUAUGGAUCCUGAAGGUCAUGAAUUUUACAAAAGAUGGCAUGGGGCAUCUAAGAAUCACUGACAAGGGCCUGCGGUUAGAAGGACCAUCUGAGUUUUUGCAGCCUUUGUAUGCCAAAGAAAUCCGAUCCAAAGCAGACAGCUCCCUUUACUUGCAGUCUUCUAGGAAUGUUACAGUGAGCAUCCGCGAUAGUCAGGAUCAGACUGUUACGCAGUUAAAUACAGGAAGUGAAGCUAUAGAAGCACGUGGCAAGCGUUUUGAAGUCAACUCGAAUACUGACAAGCUGUUGUUUUCAGCGGAGGACAGUGAAGUGGUUGUCGGUGCUGAUCGUUUACGAGUCUUAGGUGCUGAAGGAGCUGUGUUUGAAAAGUCUCUAGAAACACCACUUAUCCGAGCCGAACCGUUCAAAGAGUUAAGACUAGAAUCGCCCACGCGUUCACUAACACUGGAGGCACCAAAAGGAGUUGAGAUCUAUGCAGAGGCAGGUAAUAUGCAGGCUACUUGUCGAACAGAAUUGAAAUUGGAAUCUGAAGAUGGUGAGAUCAAUUUGGAAGCUAGAAACAUAAAACUCCCCAGGCUACCUAUGGGUUCAUAUACUUCCUCAUCAUUCACUCAACAAAAUGUUUUUGAGGUGUGUGCUUGCCCGAAUGGCAAACUGUUCCUUUCACAAGCAGGAGUGGGCUCCACAUGUCAGAUAAGCAGCAGUGUCUGUCUAUAAAAUAAAUUAAUAAUAAACCUUUGCAGGGACAGAAAUCUGCAAGCAUUGCCAGCAAUGUCAGGCCUAUCGAAUUGGGACAUUUAUUGGCGCCAUAGCUGUGUGGCAUCAGCCUGGUGGAUAUAAUGGGAAAGGCCUUCUAAAUAGACACUUUGUGCUGACUGUCUUCAAACCCUAUUCAAAAUAUUGUUUCAGUAUUGGGGUUAAAAACAAACAGGAAUAAUUUGUACUGAGACAUAUUGCUAUAACAUCUCUGUUCAAAGAGGGUAAAAACAAAUGUAUGCCUUUGCCUUAACUGAAUGCACUCAGCAAGGAAAGCACAUUAUUUUUAAGUUUCACGUGUGUAAUUGGGAGUGCAAAGAUUACAAAAUGUGUGUAAACUGAUCAAUACCCAGUGCUGACAUUGAACCCAGUAAUCAUCAGGUUUUGGACUGUAGGUGCUCUGAUUGAGUAUAUUAGGAAAGAAAAGAAAUGGCUUAGCAGAUGGCAUGGUAAGGUACAGCUCAUUUAUUUGGUAACAUAAAGGUAGAGCAACAAGUUGGUAUGUUGGCAAUUUUCAAUAAUCACAGCAAUCCCAUUUUGAGGGAUUUCUUUUGUGGUACAUUACUAAUGUAUCCCAGUUAUUUUUUUAAAACCUAGCAUCAUUAAAAGCCAACUUAUUAAUAAAUUCUUCCAUUUUUAAUUCCAUUUUUAUUUUUGGAAAAUUCACUGAAUUAGCCUUGAUGAAUACUUUGGUGCAGCAUUGAGGGAGUAUGACAUUUUCAGAGAUGCAGUCAUUUUAAUGAGAUAUUAAAUGCAUCCUCUGUCUGCUGAUGUGGAUAUAAAUGAAUCUAUGGCACUAUUCGAAGAACACGUGCCCUCCUUAACCAACAUAACCAUCAACAAACAAAUGGCAUAAACUUGUUUUUCAUCACAGUGCUGUUGUAAAAUAACUACAACAUUUCUAUAGACAACAUCGAUGAUGCAACUUCAAACUAACUGAUUAUAUAUGAGAUACUUUUGAGAGAGCUGAUAAGAAGUUUCAUAAAUGCAAGAUCUCUCUUAUUGUAACUUAAAUAAUGUUUCAAUAUUUGAUUUCAUAAAUUACUGCAUAAUUUCAAUUUUUCAUCCCUAAGAUAUUCAUUUUGAGGUUUUUGAUUGCUGCUGUGAAUAUUAUCCUUAGCAUCAACUGAAAAGAAUUUGAAGAAAUUUAAGAGGGUUAACUUCAGUCUUUUUUUCCCUUUUUAUCUCAAGUCAAUGCUACUCAUCUCUAGCUGACCACAUCAUUUAGAGACCUGAUCCAGGUUUGCAAAUGGCUUGUUGAUGAUACAGUUACUUCUUUAGGAACAUGACAUUAGUCUGCACAGGUAUACGAGUGGGCAAAAUUGAGCAUUCCCCUUUACUUUUACCUAUAAAAAAGUGCCUGACCUUCUUUUGUCACUUCUCUGCCAGAUCAGGCUCACUCAGUAGUGAAUUUGAAAGGCAUUCUUUGAUGCAGCAAUUUGGAGUCUGAAUGGUAAGUAAUUAGAGUAAGGCUUGUUUUGUUGAAAACUGGUCAAUUUUUUAAUAAUAUAGAUGGAGAUAUUAAUUAAUCAAUUCCCAUUACAUUCCAAAAGUUAAACAAUUGACAAUUGGAACAUUUGCGAAAAAAUAAUUUGAAAGCAAUGUCAUCACCAAGUCACUAAUAACAUUUACUACUUACUACAGUUAAGAAAGACAAAGGGUUUUUUUUUAAGAAGAAAACAAAGAUUUAAGUCUUUUGAGUUACUAUGCUAUACAGUGCUGUGGUCUAAACAUGUCGAAACCAACAACAUGUAAAACAAUACGGUUACUCCAUGAAUGUCUGUACAGAGAUAACCAGUAAAAAUGUUACUGUCUAUUAAACCAUGCUAAUGUUUAAAGCCAAGAGUGAAUUUUUGUUUGGAAAAUCUGCUGAAAACUGAUUAACUAAACUCACUUGGUUUUAAAGCCAUUGGUGUAAUACUCUACAGUCUACUGCCUGCUGAUUUUGAGAGAACUGUAAUCGGUGCACUCCUGGUGUGUAUGUACUGGUGUGUUGUGGUAGAUCAAUAGAAAAAUAUUUUGGAGUUUUUAUAUAUUAUGUACCUAUUUUAUGGCUUUGAGUUACUGAGUAAGAAAGAGUCACAGACCAAAGACUGAUGGGAAUUCAGCCACACUGUCCAUACAUUAUAUGGUGCUUACUUUCAUGAUUCUGUGAGGGCCUAGUAAGGUGUCAUCUUAUUUCCUGUCAAAAGGAUCAAGACCAAGGCAGACCACAACAGCGGAAUUUGCAGGAAUUAGCAAAACACAUUGGAAAACUCUCAGGGGCAGGGUUGGAAGUGAGGCCAGAAGAACAGCUCUUGGUUGACUAAUACAUGUAUAUUAUACACAUUUCAUUUGAAAUUUUGGAGUUUUCUUGAAGAACCAGACACAAAUGUCAAUCCAAAGUUAUGGUCAGCAAGUUACAUUGUAAAAGGCUACAGGUAGUGUUCAGGAAAUCUUCUCCUUAGUUGCACCUAUAUUUAUCUAGAUUUUCUUUUGUGAAACAUGUAAUUUUUUCUCAGUUCCCUGUGGAGAGUAAUAAUCUCUGUUGGUCCUCUUCUUUGGGCAGGCUGUACCACUGUUAUUCUGUAACUGGCCACAAUUCACUGUCAGAGACCUAAUAGAGAUAAUCAGAACAACUUGCCUUCUGAAUUUUGUAUAUUUCCAUCCUUUAUGAUGGAAUGACCAACUCGUGUGUUCAGCACAAUGGUACAGGUCAAUCUCAGUGAAUGAGGAGACUGAAUGCUGCCGUUAUGCCACAUCCAGAAAAUUCUGAGAUCCUUUUGUGUCAUGUAACAUCUGCAAGGUUGUUUUUAUAAUGCAUAAUACCGCACCAUCCACUUACAUAACUUCAGAGUUUAAACUGGAUCAGCAUUGAUCAUUUAAUUUGUUUUCUUUUCUAAUUGACGCCUGACUAUCAGUCUGUCGCACACUAUAAUGUUUUCACCGUGACAGACAAACUUUGUGGUCACAAAGAAUAAA
Molecule: messenger RNA, 3957 nt
Organism: Hemiscyllium ocellatum (epaulette shark)
Lineage: Eukaryota; Metazoa; Chordata; Chondrichthyes; Orectolobiformes; Hemiscylliidae
Gene: sgcd
Product: sarcoglycan, delta (dystrophin-associated glycoprotein)
Exons: 8
Coding region: 85-957 (290 amino acids)
Biological process (GO): cardiac muscle tissue development; heart contraction
Cellular component (GO): sarcolemma; sarcoglycan complex
Source: RefSeq, a predicted model, not a curated record